GACCAGUUUCUCUGCAGUCUCCUUGGCCCGUCACGCGUAGUAAAAGGCAUUAGCGUCCGUGUCUGUCACCUUCGUCAUGGUCACGCUAAUCGAGGUAAUCGCCUGCGCCAAUAAACUGACAGGUUUAUGGGCGUGCAGACGCGGAAGCCGCCGCAGACCAAUAGCCGCCGAGUGGACUAGCUGAGAGCCGCAGUUGGACACUUGAUUUAAAAGCAAUUAAAAUGCGAAUUGAUGUCGCGAUUGAUUUCGCUCGUAUUCGACUCAUUUGUUGCAGAUAUCUUCGGUUGAUGGGUCACGCAAUAUGAUGAUGAUGCUAUGUUGCUGCCGGACCAGACGUACGCCGACUACGUGGACCGACAUCUGACCAAGCCGGGCUUCAAGAGCUCCGGCACCAGCAGCAGCAGCAGCAGCUACGACCGCACCGCAGAUUUCUUUGAGAACAUACCCGACUUCGUCGGCGCCUCCCUGCCGGCCUUUCUUUACAGUCACAGUCACAGUCACAGUCCACAGAGCAGCCGACAGCCUGCAGAUGCGCACCAAGACACGCCGGAGACCCGGCGCUCCUCCAACUCCAGCGGACCAACUAAGGAGCCGAGCGAGACUUCGGGCAGGAGCGAUAACUGCGACGAUGUUUUGCGACUCUGCGAGGACUUUCUCUGUCGGCAUCGCAUGCGCCCCGACUUCUUUUGCCAAUACCACAAGGCACUCAGCUCAACCACGCCGUCGCCUAAGCAAAGCAAAGCUUCGCCAACCGUGGACAAGGCCGAAUGCUCCGCGGGGCCAAGGGCUGCCAAGGAACAGGAAUCCUCGGUGCUAUCCGGCAAUAACAUCAAUGAUGUGGUCGAACGAUUCACAAAGUUCUCAGCUAUUUACACACUCCCGGUUGCCAGGCGAAAGAAAACAUGCAACAAAACCACAGGAAACAUAACUGAUGCCUCGUCGUCAAAUGAGGCAGUGCACCUGCAACAGCGGCUCAAAAGUCUAAGCACCGAGCUGCUGGUCAUGCGCAAUCGGCUGCAUGUGGAGAGUCAGGGGCAUGGCCGGGCAGGCGAUGUACAGCACCACGGUAUGGGAGGAGGCGCCGGCGCCGGCGGUGGCGUUUCAGUUGGCGCCGGUGGCGGAUCAAAGGCGGCCAAUUAUGACUUGAACGCGUCCAGUCCGAACCUCAAUCUGGGCUCCGGGGGGCUCUCUGCGAAUGCACUGCAGCAGCAUGCGAACGGAAGCGGCCAGAACACCCUGACCAAGCAUGCGUACAACUACAGCCAGACGCUGCCGAGCAAUGCAGGCUCCGGCGCUGUCAUCCCGGCGCGCAACACGUCCAUUCCGCAUCCGCUGCCGCACCAGCUGAGCGGCGAGGUGUCCGGCAUGGGCCAGAGCAAGGGGCACGGCGGCAGUCUGGGCUUUACGGGAACCUUGACGCCCGCCUCCCUGCCCCACAGCGUCAAUGGCAGAUCCAAUACGCUGCCCAUGCGCUCCUCCGCCGCAACUUCUCUUCCGGCGUCAGCGACUGUGACUUCGCAUCCGAAUAGCCAACAAUUGCCAUCCACAAAGCACGUGAAUCCUUGCCAGAGCGUGAAAACGUUACCAUUCGGAUUUGGCUCUGCAGCCGGCGGUGGCAAGCAGCCGCAGCAGGUCAACCGUCUGGCCAAGGACAUGCAGGAUCUGAUCCAUCUGGCGGGCCCGUUGAACGAGCACGCCGUCAUGCACACCCUCCAGGCCCGCUUCAACGAGCAGCGCUACUUCACCAACGUGGGCUCGAUACUUCUGUCGAUUAAUCCAUACCUGGAUGUUGGAAAUCCGCUAACGCUCACUUCUACGCGCGACCUGCCGCUGGCGCCGCAGCUGCAGAAGAUCGUUCAGGAGGCAGUGCGUCAGCAGAGCGAGACGGGCUACCCCCAGGCCAUCAUACUGUCGGGCACCAGCGGGGCCGGGAAGACGGCGAACGCCAUGCUCAUGCUGCGCCAGUUGUUUGCCAUUGCCGGCGGUGGCCAGGAGACGGAUGCCUUUAAGCAUUUGGCCGCCGCUUUUACAGUAUUACGCUCACUUGGAUCCGCCAAGACGACCACCAAUUCCGAGUCCAGUCGCAUUGGCCAGUUUAUUGAGGUUCAGGUCACGGACGGUGCGCUCUAUCGCACCAAGAUACACUGUUACUUUCUGGACCAAACUCGCGUUAUUCGUCCAUUGCCUAAGGAGAAGAACUAUCACAUUUUCUACCAGCUGCUCGCCGGCCUCAACAGGGAGGAGCGCCAGAAGCUCCAUUUGGAGGGCUACUCCCCGGCGAAUCUGCGCUAUCUCCGCGGCGACAUCACCCAGAAUGAGCACGAGGACGCGGUGCGCUUUCAGGCCUGGAAAACUUGCCUGGGCAUAUUGGGAAUACCCUUCUUGGACGUGGUGCGUGUCCUCGCUGCUGUGCUAUUGCUGGGCAACGUUCAGUUUAUCGACGGUGGGGGCCUCGAGGUGGACGUAAAGGGCGAGACGGAGCUGAAUUCGGUGGCCAGUCUGUUGGGGGUGCCGCCGGCCGCACUGUUCCGCGGACUGACCACGCGCACCCACAACGUGCGGGGCCAGCUGGUGAAGUCGGUGUGCGGGGAUGGGGAUGCGAACAUGACACGCGAUUGCCUGGCCAAGGCGCUCUACUGCCGGUUGGUGGCGACGAUUGUUAGGCGAGCGAACAGCCUGAAGCGUCUGGGCUCGACGCUGGGCACGUUGAGCUCGGACUCGAACGAGUCCGUGCACAACCAGGCGGAUGCGGCGUCGCAGCACACGUCGACCAUUGGCGGCGGCAAUGCGGGCUCCAAAUCGAUGGCAGCUCUGAAUAAUGCGGUGCGGCAUGCCACGGACGGAUUCAUUGGCAUACUGGACAUGUUCGGGUUCGAGGAGCCCUCGCCGCACGCCCAGCUGGAGCAUUUGUGCAUCAAUUUGUGCGCGGAGACCAUGCAGCACUUUUACAAUACGCACAUUUUCAAAUCGUCCGUGGAGUCGUGCCGGGACGAGGGUAUUGUGUGCGAAACCGAGGUGGACUAUGUCGAUAAUGUGCCAUGCAUCGAUCUGAUAUCCUCGCUGCGCACGGGCCUGCUCAGCCUGUUGGACAUGGAGUGCUCGGUGCGCGGCACGGCCGAGAGCUACGUGACCAAGCUGAAGGUGCAGCAUCGCUGCUCGACGCGUCUGGAGACGAGAACCGCCCUGGAGCCGGACGAUCCUCGACUCUUUGCCAUUCGGCACUUCGCCGGACGCGUGGAAUACGACACCACGGACUUUCUGGACACCAACCGAGACGUGGUGCCGGACGAUCUGGUCGCCGUGUUCUACAAGCACAGCUGCAACUUUGGAUUCGCUACGCAUCUAUUUGGAUCCGAGCUGAAGGCUCUCUAUGCCCAGCAGCACGCGCCACGUGGUCUCAGCUUCCGCAUCUCGCCCACCUCCCACUCGGACUUGCUGAACGGGGAUGAGCCGGUCUCGACGCUAACUCAGGAUUUUCACACGCGGCUGGAUAAUCUGCUGCGCACCCUGGUCCAUGCCCGGCCGCACUUUGUGCGCUGCAUCCGGAGCAAUACAUUCGAGCAGCCGGGCCGGUUCGAUCGGGUGACUGUGGUGCGCCAGAUCCGAUCGCUGCAGGUCUUGGAGACCGUGAAUCUCAUGGCCUCGGGCUUUCCGCACCGCAUGCGAUUCAAGCAGUUCAAUGCCCGCUAUCGAAUGCUCGCUCCCUUCCGGCUGCUGCGGCGCACCGAGGACAAAGCUCUCGAGGAUUGCCAGCUGAUACUUCAGUACGCCAUGGGCAUGGAACAGCUGCCCGUGCAGGAUGGCUCUGUCACGCUGGCCUGGGCCCCGGGCAAGCGGCACGUUUUCAUCAGCGAGGGCAUACGCCAGCAUCUCGAGCACCUGCGCACGGAGAUUCGGCACAGGAGCGCCACCCGCAUCCAAUCCAUCUGGCGCGGCUGGUGCUGGCGCAAGAAGAUGGGCAGCAGCCUGAAGCGAUCCUGUGCCACCGAUGCCGGCCUAAUCUCGGCGCUGCCCGCCAUCGCCAGCACCUGUGCCAAGCUCGUCAAUGCCCACAACAAUCCCACGGGCAAAGCAGCCACUGCAGCCAUGGCCGCCCUGGCGGCAGUCGCAACCGCAGCUCCCAAUACGGUCUCGCGCCUGUCCGCCAAAUCCACAAACCAAACGCCGGGUCUGGGCAUCGGAGGUGCCGUGACUCGGCCACGCCCUCAGCCUAUUGCCGGCACACCACCGCCGGAUCCGCACGAGAAAUGCGACCAGAAGAUUAUCCAGCAAACAUGUAGUCUCUUCGGACUCGACCUGGAACGCCCUCCGCCCGUUCCACUAUCUCGGGCUUAUACCAUCACAGCCAAUUCAAAGAAGCUGGGCUAUCCGCAAAGUCGCAUCAUGAAAAUGAAUUUUCCGGAGGAUGCACUGGCUAAUCCGGCGCCAGGUGAACUGCAGCAGCUGAAAAAGGGCGACACCGUGACCGUUGUGGGCGCCUCCAGUGGGCGGGGCCAUUUGGUUGUCGAGCACAAAGGCCAGACCUAUCACGUGCCCUUCCAGUACAUGGAGCUGAGCGGCCAAACCGUUGCCUCUGCCAGCAAUGCCGCCGGCAAUGCCACUAUGGCCAUAUCCUCCGCCUUGAUGUCGGCUGGCCAGUCGAAUGGGGUGAAAAUCUGAAAUGACGCUGAUCAGCCAGGAAAUGACACUUUCCGACGGAGACUGUAAAUAACUGACCAACUUAGUAUAAGUGACUAAAUUUAAAAUAUGAAUCGCCGCGAUUUGAGUUGUCCGAUGGAGUAUUAUUUGUGUGUUUUUCAUAUGACAAUAGGUUGUAGCUUCCAGUGCCAAUCAAGUGGGGUUUUUCCAAUAAUAAUAAUCUCUACGGUUUUGUUGUUAUAUAUAGUUUAUAAAAUAGAAAACAUGUAGUUAGUAUAAGUCGCUUCUGAAGCCUCGUUUAAUUGAACCUUUAUCUGGCUGCCUUCAGCGUAUCGUGGACUAAAUAAGGGUAAAAUGCAUGCGGUUUUUCAUUGUUGCUCAUUGCCUGAUUCAUUAUAAUAUUAUAUUAUUCAUAUGGCAAUAUAUACAUAUAUAUAUAUAUUGAUUUAGUUUUUUCACACAUAUAUUUAUUUAUUAAGUCAUGUUGCGUACAUAAUGUACUAAACAUUCCACUUCAUCCAUUAAAGAAAUAGAAGGCAUGUACAACA
This is a messenger RNA of Drosophila montana, 5186 nucleotides long. RefSeq names its product unconventional myosin-IXb-like dachs (gene dachs). Gene Ontology annotation, molecular function: ATP binding; actin filament binding; cytoskeletal motor activity. The record is from RefSeq and is a predicted model, not a curated record. Gene Ontology annotation, cellular component: myosin complex; vesicle; actin cytoskeleton. Gene Ontology annotation, biological process: vesicle transport along actin filament; actin filament organization. Lineage: Eukaryota; Metazoa; Arthropoda; Insecta; Diptera; Drosophilidae. The coding region runs from base 316 to 4659 and encodes 1447 amino acids. The transcript is spliced from 8 exons.